AUGUCGACGACGAACCCGAACAUCAUCCAAUCGCGCCCAAUCGUCCCCCACAUCCGCACGCAAUGCCCCCAAUGCCACACCGCCCUCGAAUUCCCUGUCACCACACAACCUCGGCCAGGCUCACUCCUCCAAAUUCGCUGCUUCUCUUGUAAAUCCGUCCUCACCCACGCGUUCUAUCCCAACCAACUCACCUCGACCUCCACAUCCAAUUCUGGGGGCGCUUCCACUUCGUCUUCCCAUAGACCGUCUUCAAGCACCGCAGGUCCAUCAACCGCACAGCCCAAUAUACGAGUAGGAGGAGGGAAGCGUAAGAUCGGAACACAGGAACGCCCUCUCGAGACAGGGUACUACGACAUACUCGGUGUCGCCGUCGAUGCUACUACAGACGACAUCAAAAAAGCCUAUCGUCGAUUGGCCAUCAAACAUCAUCCUGAUAAGAAUCCAGACGAUCCUCAUGCCGAAGAACGGUUCAAAGAGAUUGCAAUAGCCUACCAAACACUAUCCGACCCCGUCCUCCGCUCUAAAUACAACGAAUUCGGGCCGAAGGACUCUGCGCCAGAAGGAGGAUACGUCGACCCGGAGGAGGUCUUUGGGGCGAUCUUCGGUGGAGAGCGGUUCCUCCCCAUCAUAGGACAGAUUAGCUUGGCGAGGGAUAUGAAAGCAGCACUUCAGGAGGCCGACGAGGCGGAGGGCGGCGAAGCGGAUGGUAAGAAAUUGAGAGAUGCUAAAGGGAGGGAAAUACUCAGUGAGGAGGAGAAAGCGAAGAAGGAAGAGAAGGACCGUGCUAAGGCUGCGGAGAAAGCGGCGGCGCGCGCAGAGAGGGUACAGAAGCUCGUGGACAAUCUCACUCGCAAACUGGGGAUCUUCUCAGAAUCUGCGUCGGGCCCUAAUGACCAAGAUGUGGCGACAAGCUGGAAGACGAUAUGUCAAAUCGAAGCCGAAGAACUGAAGAAAGAGUCGUAUGGUGUGGACCUGCUACACGCCAUCGGGUUUGUAUACGCCUCCAAGGCGAAACAUCAUCUCGCGACGAACCAGUCAUUCAUGGGCGUUGGGGGGUGGCUGCAUAAUGUGCAAGGCAAAUACCAUGUCUUUAGUGAAACCGUAUCAACCCUCCGUUCGGCCAUCGAGCUCAAAGCCGUAUUCGAUCAGAUCCAGGCAGCGGAGAAAGCAGGCAACCUCAGCCCUGAGGAGAAGAGAAAACUGGAGGAACAAGCUGCCGAGAAGGGAUUACAGGCAUUAUUCAAGGGAACCAAACUCGAAAUCGAAUCAGUCCUACGGGAGACGUGUGAUCGUGUGCUCAGCGACCCUUCAGUACCUCGAGAGAAGCUGCAACUUCGUGCUGUGGCGCUGCAACUGCUCGGCGAGGCAUAUAUGGCCGUCAAGAAAGAUGGUGAGGGUGUCGACGAGACGGAGUAUGUGAGAGUGGAGACGAAGGGUAGUCGGGCUAGAGAAGGUAGGGUGUAG
Molecule: messenger RNA, 1464 nt
Organism: Pleurotus ostreatus (oyster mushroom)
Lineage: Eukaryota; Fungi; Basidiomycota; Agaricomycetes; Agaricales; Pleurotaceae
Exons: 6
Coding region: 1-1464 (487 amino acids)
Source: RefSeq, a predicted model, not a curated record